Messenger RNA from Brassica oleracea var. oleracea, 782 nucleotides. RefSeq names its product actin-depolymerizing factor 4-like. Gene Ontology annotation, cellular component: cytoplasm; actin cytoskeleton. Bases 113 to 532 code for a protein of 139 amino acids. Gene Ontology annotation, molecular function: actin filament binding. The transcript has 3 exons. The record is from RefSeq and is a predicted model, not a curated record. NCBI's taxonomy places the organism in Eukaryota, Viridiplantae, Streptophyta, Magnoliopsida, Brassicales, Brassicaceae. Gene Ontology annotation, biological process: actin filament depolymerization.
GUAUAGCUUCAAAGCAACGCAGAAGAAAGGAAAAGAGAAGAAAAAACAUCCGUCACCUCUCCGUCACCUUUCACCCGAAACUGUCUCUUGACAGCGUUUUGAUUCAGCAACCAUGGCUAAUGCGGCUUCGGGGAUGGCAGUCCAUGAUGACUGCAAGCUCAGGUUUCUCGAACUCAAGGCCAAAAGGACUCACCGUUUCAUUGUUUACAAGAUCGAGGAGAAGCAGAAGCAAGUGGUUGUUGAGAAAGUUGGCGAACCUGUUCUAUCCUAUGAGGACUUUGCUGCUAGCCUCCCUGCUGAAGAAUGCCGUUACGCCAUUUAUGAUUUCGACUUUGUCACUACUGAGAACUGCCAGAAGAGCAAGAUUUUCUUCAUUGCUUGGUGUCCGGAUGUAGCAAAGGUGAGAAGCAAGAUGAUCUACGCGAGCUCCAAGGACAGGUUCAAGCGUGAGCUUGAUGGGAUUCAAGUGGAGCUUCAGGCUACUGAUCCAACUGAGAUGGAUCUUGAUGUUUUCAAAAGCCGCGUCAACUAAAAAGAAUAAGCUUUUUCUUUGGCUCAUAUUCUAUCUACUAUUCCUGAAUGGUGUUUUCUUUUCUCUAUACAGUUUCUUGCAACUGUGAUGAAAACCUAACUCCCCUUCACUCUAUAUCCACCUGGUCUGUCUUCUGCGUCUUUGUUACCAUACAGUGUUUUAUUUUAUAUUGAAAAUGUCCCCGAGGUUUGUGCUGUGUUUGGAUCCUAUUGUGUAAAGAUGUUUCCUUUAAGCGUUUGUUCUCGUUUUC